ACCGUUUUAUGACAUGAAUUGAAUUAUAUCACGCCUCUCUUUUCUCACAUCCCAUCGGUCCAAAUCCAGCCUCUCGCGCACCAACACCGUCAGCCACCGAACCACCACCUUCCGUUCAAAACUCACCGUUUUGAGCAAUGGCGAAAGGUCUGAUAUUCGCAACAGCAGAAGAUUUGGCAAGGAAUAGAGGACGUGUUCUCUCUCUUUAUCGCCAAUUGUUGCGCAGCCUCAACUCUCCAAGUUUGCCUCUUAAUUUGGCUGCUAGACUGGCUAAGAAGGCUGAAGUUCGUGCCAUCUUCAUGGUCGCAUCUGAGGAAAGAUCCCUCCAUAAUAUAGAUGACCUUAUUGACACUGCUGAAUAUGCUCUCUCCUUACUAAGAAAAGGUGAAAUCCCUAAGCACAUUCAAUGAUUGCAGCCUUUUGUAGCUUUCAAGGAUGUGUUUUAAACAAAAGAAUGAUUUAUCUAAUGUAUUUUAGUAAUUAAUUAAUAUGUAUAUUCUUGUUACAUAUAAGGUCUUUCAAAAAUAAUAUUUUUAAAAAUUUGGAAAAAUUAUUCUUAAAGCUAUUUUAGUCAAAAUAUGUUUUUAAUUUGACAUUCUCAUUCGAAACUAAAUUUUCCCACUCCUACAUGGGAGAUAAUUUUCUAUAAAAUGUACUGGUGAGAACUACUUCAAGAAUUCAACAUUUCUGGAAAUUCUAUUUUUCUUGAGCCAAAAAAAAAAAAAAAAGGAAUGCUACCUUCUGGAGUUACUUUAUGGAGCAAUUUCAUGGGAGAUGCUCGUAAUUUCGGAUUUUAUUGGUUAUACAUUCCAGUUGAUUGACAAUUUGAAAUGCCUCUAAAACCAAUAACUGGUUUUGUUUUGGGAAAAAAAAAGGGUAUCUGGUGAUUUAGGAUCUCUUAAACUAUCUUAGUAUCUUUGAUUUUUCAGAUUCUCCUCUUGUAAUUAGGCUACCGUUCUUGUUGAUUUGGCAGACCUCUGAUAAGCCAUUUGUUAGGGCUGUUUAGAAAGCACCUAUGGUUAUUACAUGUGACAGUUUUGAAAACAUACAAGGACAUAAAGUCUUUUCUUUUCUCUGAUCA
This is a messenger RNA of Ricinus communis (castor bean), 1081 nucleotides long. RefSeq lists its product as uncharacterized. The transcript has 2 exons. Bases 138 to 410 code for a protein of 90 amino acids. NCBI's taxonomy places the organism in Eukaryota, Viridiplantae, Streptophyta, Magnoliopsida, Malpighiales, Euphorbiaceae. The record is from RefSeq and is a predicted model, not a curated record.